Molecule: messenger RNA, 3185 nt
Organism: Ctenopharyngodon idella (grass carp)
Lineage: Eukaryota; Metazoa; Chordata; Actinopteri; Cypriniformes; Xenocyprididae
Product: NACHT, LRR and PYD domains-containing protein 12-like
Exons: 7
Coding region: 114-2756 (880 amino acids)
Molecular function (GO): protein binding
Source: RefSeq, a predicted model, not a curated record
GCGGGAAGUAGUGUGCUAAGCACAUAGGAUGUCUUCGUCACUUCUGUUUGCUGUCCUUUGUUGGUGCCCUGAUUUGAGGAACAACUUGUUCCUAUUCUCAAAUUUGAUGAACAAUGACUGCAACUGUUUUAGAGCUGCUUCAAGAUAUUCUAGAAGACCUGGAACGAGACAAUCUAAAGAAAUUUAGGAGUCGCUUAAAACAAGAUGGACCCAUUGGAGCUGGUAAACUGGAGGAUGCUGCUGUCAUUGAUAUAGUGGAUAUAAUGAUGGAUAGUUUUGGAGCAGAAGAAGCUGUGAAGAUCACACUGAACAUCCUGAGGAAGAUGAACCAGAACCAGCUGGCUGAAGAGUUACAGAACAAGUACACUGAUGUGCAAAAAGCAUUAGAAGCAGCCGAGAAACACACAAGAAAACAAGAUGAUUUAUGGCUGCAGAAAUUUUUGAAAACUCACAAAAUAAACAUGAAGGAGAAAGUAGAACACAUUUUUGAGUGUAAAAAGGAAAAUGAAGCACAUCUCAAGGAUGUUUUCACAGAACUCUUCAUUAUGGAGGGGGAUCUUAAAAAAGUCAAUCAACAACAUGAGAUUCUGAAGAUUGAUAACACCAUUAAACCCCGUAAAUCACAGGAUAGGCCAAUCAAAUGCAAUGAUGUAUUUAGUCUGAACAAAAAUAAGAAAAAGAUUGUGCUGACCAAAGGCAUCGCUGGUAUUGGAAAAACUGUCUCAGUGCAUAAGUUCAUUCUGGAUUGGGCAGAAGGAAAAGCCAAUCAGGCUAUAGACUGUGUUUUCCUGCUUCCAUUCCGAAAGAUUAACUGCAUUAAACACAGAGAGGUGAGUCUGCAUGAGUUUCUAAAGAGAUUUAAUCCUGAAUUGGAGGACUUGGAAACAGCAAAGAUAUGCAAGAUAUAUAGUUGUAAGCUUGCGUUUAUCUUUGAUGGAUUGGAUGAGUCUCGACUGCCCUUGGAUUUUGACAGUGGAAUGGUGACGAGUGUUGAGGAGCGAUCAUCUGUAGAUGAACUGUUUACAAGUCUGGUGAAUGGGACUCUGCUUCCAUCAGCUCACGUCUGGGUGACCUCACGACCAGCAGCAGCCAAUCAGAUCCCUCCUGAGUAUGUAGGGUUGUUCACAGAGGUGCAAGGAUUCACUGACCAGCAGAAGGAGGAGUAUUUCAGAAAGAGAAUCAAAGAUGAGACUCAGGCCUCCAGAAUGAUCUCACACAUUAAGAAAUCUCGCAGUCUCUACAUCAUGUGUUACAUUCCAGUGUUCUGUUGGAUCACAGCCACUGUUCUUCAGGACAUUCCCAUUGGGAACAAUGCAGAGAACAUUAACACAACACUCACUGAAAUGUACAUCCACUUUCUGCUGAUACAGAUGAACAUGAAAAGCCAGAAGUGUGACAGAAAAACAGAAAGAGAAUAUACCAAGCUCUUAGAUUCCAAUAAAACACUGAUUUUGAAGUUAGCUAAAUUAGCUUUUGAACAGCUGAAGAAAGAAAACAUAGUAUUCUAUGAGGAAGAUCUGAAAGGAUGUGGUAUUGAUGUGAGUGAAGACUUUGAGUCCACAGGAAUGCUCACUGAGAUCUUUCAGCAAGAAGCUGGACUUCAUGAGAUGAAGGUCUUCUGCUUCGUGCAUCUGAGUGUUCAAGAGUUCCUUGCUGCAGUGCAUGUGUUCCUCUGCUACCUGGACAAGAACAUGGAGGAGUUGCAGUUUUUCAGUGCAAAAAGACAAAAUGAGGUCAGGCCUGACCACAUAGACAAGCCAGACAAAAAUAUUGCUUUACAUGACUUAAUAAAGAAGGCUGUUGAGAAAGCAAUGGAAAGUCAGAAAGGACAUUUAGACCUAUUUUUACGUUUUCUGCUGGGCAUUUCACUGGAUUCAAAUCAAAACCUGCUCAGAUGCCUGUUCACACACACUGAAGACAGCAAAGACAGUGUCACAGAAAUAACCAAACAUAUUAAAGAAAAAUUACAAAGCUAUAAGCUCAUCUCACCUGAAGCUUCAGUCAACCUGUUCUACUGCUUACUGGAGCUCAAUGACAAUUCAUUAUAUGCAGAACUCCAAAGAUUCAUCAGAUCAUCUUCAGAAAGAAGCCUUUCAUCUUCCAUGUGCUCAUUGUUGGCUUAUGUACUGCUGAUGUCAGAGGAGGUGCUGGAUGAGUUUGACCUGAGGAGGUACAAUACUGAAUCAGGAAGCUACAUGAGGCUCCUGCCGGCUGUGAGAUGCUGCAGAAAAGCAAAACUCUCGUCAUGUGAUCUCUAUGACACCUGCUGUGAAACCGUGGCUUUUGCCCUGCAGAUACCAAACUCACCCCUGAUAGAGCUGGACAUGAGUCAGAAUUACCUGCAUGAUUCAGGAGUGAAGUUGCUCUCUGAUGGACUGAAGAGCCCAAACUGUCAGCUGAAGAUACUGAGUUUGAGACGCUGUUCACUCACUUGUGAGUGCUGUGAAAUUGUGGCAUCAGUUCUACAAUCAUCAAACUCUCGUCUGAUAGAGCUGGACAUGAGAGGCAAUAAUCUGCUGGAUUCAGGAGUGAAGAUGCUCUCUGAUGGACUGAAGAGCGGAAACUGUCAGCUGAAGAUACUACGAUUGGCACGCUGUAAAAUCACUGGUCAGAGCUGUGAAAUUGUGGCAUCAGUUCUACAAUCAUCAAACUCCCGUCUGAUAGAGCUGGACAUGAGUUACAAUGACCUGGAGGAUUCAGGAGUGAUGCUGCUAUCUAAUGGACUGAAAAGCCCAACUGUCAUCUGGAGAUAUUGAGGUUUGAGAUUCAUUUAUUCAGUAUAUUGAAGCAAUGUAAAUUCUUUAAAUACUUAAUGUUUAAUAGAUUAUAUAAUGCAUACAUUUUGUGUAUGUAUAAGAGUAACUGUCUAAAAAAAAAAAAAAAAAAAAGAAUAUUGUUGCAUAGAAAACAAUGUCAAGUGUCAACAGCACUUCAUUUACUCAGAAUCUAAAACCCAAACUUACUUACAUGACUAUUUCCUUCUGGAGAUCCAAAUGUAUUUGUUUAUGAUCCUCAAUAUCGGUAGAUGGCUGUAUAGAUCAAUUAGUGAUCAGACAAUAUUCCCCUUUCAGCAGAACUUAUAGUUUAUGAAAUGAGAGAUAUUCAACUCUGAUCAAUUUAUAUUAAAUGGAUGUGUAAUUAUUCAAAAGAUUUAACAAGCUUUUGUUGUGGGCUCUAAUUUCACA